This is a messenger RNA of Cadophora gregata, 2073 nucleotides long. RefSeq lists its product as uncharacterized. The transcript is spliced from 4 exons. Lineage: Eukaryota; Fungi; Ascomycota; Leotiomycetes; Helotiales; Ploettnerulaceae. Bases 1 to 2073 code for a protein of 690 amino acids. The record is from RefSeq and is a predicted model, not a curated record.
AUGCCAGACUUGAAUGAGCUUGCAGAGGAUGUCUCUCACUAUGCUGAAGAAGCAAAACGUGGUAUAUCGAACAUCGCAAAGCGGCAAUGGAGACUCCGCUUCACCAACUCCUGUCGCGUCUGCAAUGAUAUGAACUUGAAAGGUCAUGAGGGAAUGCAAGUCGUCGGAUGGCUUCCUCUUCGCUUCACAGACAUUCAAGAUGGUGCACGUCGAGGUUGCUGUUACUGUGCAUUGCUGGUGAGCGUGUGCAGCUACUAUGUCCCUGGAGUGGGUGACUGGGCGCAGAAGUCGCCCCGAGUGGAGCUGGAACUGCAAGUACAGUAUGGUGAUCUGAAGGUGUUGGAGAUUGAUCUUAGUCAGAACGUCCCAGGACAGUGGCUCACAGCGCAAGCCCUCAGACGGUUAGAGAUAUAUGCCUCAAGUGGACACUACAUCCCGUUUUGGCCACAACUGGGGAACACUCUCGACCUGUCUUCGCAUUCGGGAUCCCAGGAAUGCUACGAAUUUCUUCGAAAGCGCAUAGCACUGUGUUUAAGCGGUCAUCAGAGUUGCAAGGCUCUCAAAACACCGUUGCCAACUCGUGUCAUUGACGUUGAGCUCCCUGCAACUCAAGACGUCAAACUACACGAGCUCAGAGCCUUGGAAGGUACAGGCCGGUACAUAGCUCUCAGCCAUUGCUGGGGUGGUCAUGAGAUCAUCAAAACUACAUCAAGCAACUUGACUUCUAUGAAGAAGAACAUCAAAUGGGAUAUCUUGCCUCGAACUUUCCAAGAUGCGAUCAGUAUCGCUCGAGAACUCCAGGUCAGAUGGGUCUGGAUUGAUUCCCUUUGCAUUCUGCAGGAUGACAAGGCGGAUUGGGGAGUGGAAGCCGCGCAAAUGGGAAAUUACUACCAGAAAGCUUUUCUCACUGUUGCAGCUGCCUCAUCGCCCAAUCCUGCAACGUCUUUCCUCUGUCCCCGGGAUCCCAAAAACCUCCACCGAGACUUCCGAAUCUCGUACAAAGGUGACACCCAUCAAGUCAAAGUUAGACCGUUAUUACGAGAGCGAUAUGUGGCAUACAAGGUGGAUAAGAGUAACAAAGGCGAGGAACACGAGCAUAAAUUUGGUCCGCUCUCCACACGUGCUUGGUGCUGGCAGGAGAACUCGUUAUCAACCAGGAUCGUGCAUUACACACCAACCGGACUUGUCUUCGAAUGUCAAGGCGACGAAGAAGUUCACGUUGAAGAUCACAGCCGUUUACCAACGUCAUGGGUCGCUAGUCUGCCUCGAGCCUUUUCCGUCAGUGGCAGCCAACCAUUCGUGCAGUGGCAUGAGCUUGUCAAGACGUAUUCAGAGCGCAGUCUCACUUUUGCUUCAGAUAAACUUCCAGCAAUUAGCGGUGCUGCAGAGAGAAUACAUCAGAUCACAGGCUCAGUGUAUCUUGCUGGAUUGUGGAAGGAUGUUAUUGCACGGGAUCUUCUCUGGUCCGCAGAUACUUGGGGGGUUGAGAAAGUAGGGGCAUUUACACGUCCACCACCAAUAUCGACAGAGAACGGUUGUCCGUCAUGGUCAUGGGCUUCCCUAACCGGUCGUCUCGAAUACAAAAACAACUUCCACCUAUCCGGCCGAUCACUCAUCACCGUCCUCGAUACCCACGCGUCACUGACAAGCACCAACCCCUUCGGCCAAGUCUCUGACGCCUCAAUAACCCUCACUGGCUCCUUUAUCACCGCCACGAUCAACACCCCCAUCCCAACCGGCUACUUCAACUACACCAUGUGGCCCGACCAAACUUAUCCCAAAGCAUGGGUCAGCAUGACACCUGACACCGUAUUGGAAAACUGCGAGGUGCGACUCCCCAAUGGCGAGGUCGAAUCAACGCUUCGACGAUCUUGUGUCAAGGCGGGAGGAAAUCCUUCGGUGUUUGGGAAGGUUCAUUGUUUGAUGGUGUAUGAGGACAAGGGAGAUGUGUAUGGGAUUGUUCUUGUUAGGUCUGAUAUCGUGCCAGGUGCUUUUGCCAGAAUUGGAUAUGCGAAUGGUUGCGGCAAGUGGAAUGACCAUAAGAAAGAGCAGAGGACGAUCACCAUUGUUUGA